AUGGCCGACACCGCAGUUGCUGCCGACGCUCCCGCCCCGGCGACGCCCGCGAAGAAGCCUAAGGCGUCCGCCUCCGCUGGCGCUAAGAAGCCUAAGGCGAAACCCACCCACCCUAAGACGUCCGAGAUGGUUAACAGCGCCAUCAAGGAGUUGAAGGAGAGAAGCGGUUCGUCCCUGCAGGCUAUCAAGAAGUACAUCGCCGCCCAGUACAAGGUCGACGCCGAGAAGCUGGCCCCUUUCAUCAGAAAAUAUCUUAAGAGCGCAGUCGAAUCCGGCGCACUCAUUCAGACCAAAGGCAAGGGCGCGUCCGGCUCCUUCAAACUGGAGUCGAAGUCAUCAUCGGCCGGCAAGAAGCCCGCCGCGGCCAAGAAAUCUAGCGCCGCUAAAUCUUCAGCCGCCGCUAAGAAGCCCGCCGCAGCUAAGCCCGCUAAGGCGAAGAAGGCCGCUGCGUCCCCGGCCAAGCCUAAGGCCGCCACGAAGGACAAGAAGGCUGCCGCCGCCAAGAAGAAGCCCGCCGCGAAGAAACCUUCCACCCCCGCCAAGGGCAAGAGCGCCGCCGCGCCUAAGGCCAAGAAGACCGCGAAGCCGCCGACCAAGAAGCCUAAAGCUCCCAAGCCCAAGAAGGCCGCGGCCGCUCCCAAAGCGAAGCCCGCCGCCAAGAAGGCUGCCUCGAAGAAGUAA
Molecule: messenger RNA, 681 nt
Organism: Cydia strobilella
Lineage: Eukaryota; Metazoa; Arthropoda; Insecta; Lepidoptera; Tortricidae
Product: late histone H1-like
Exons: 1
Coding region: 1-681 (226 amino acids)
Biological process (GO): chromosome condensation; negative regulation of DNA recombination; nucleosome assembly
Cellular component (GO): nucleus; nucleosome
Molecular function (GO): structural constituent of chromatin; nucleosomal DNA binding; double-stranded DNA binding
Source: RefSeq, a predicted model, not a curated record